Molecule: messenger RNA, 2111 nt
Organism: Helicoverpa zea (corn earworm)
Lineage: Eukaryota; Metazoa; Arthropoda; Insecta; Lepidoptera; Noctuidae
Exons: 6
Coding region: 162-656 (164 amino acids)
Source: RefSeq, a predicted model, not a curated record
GCAAACCCGCUUGGAAGCCGAAGCCCGCCAGUCUGAAUCGGCAGGGUCCAGUGGACAGACGCCAACUAGCGAUUAUUUCCCAAAUAGUUGCAUUUUUGUAUAUUUUCAUAAAUAUAAUAAUAAGUGACUGUUGAUCCAGUUGUCAACUAACAAAUUAAAAAAUGGCGUUGGAAUUCAAUAAGUGUUGCUUCUGCAUAGAGCUGAGAACGGGAUGUCUGAUCAUCGGUUACCUGAACCUGAUCGGCAACAUCGUAAUGAUCUUGAUGUCGAUCCUGGGUCUGGCAGCCGCAGGCGUGGUGACGGCGCAAGGCAAGGAUGAGGACGUGCAGGCAGUGGGAGCCGUCAUGUUCGCCGUCGUUGCGAUCAUGCUCGUCUUCCUCAUACUGUUCCUCGCGUUCACCAUAGUGCUGCUGGUCGGAUUGCAUCAGUAUAAACGAGGACACAUAAAGGCCUACCUGAUCUACGCUCUGAUCUUCAUAGUGCUGUACAUCAUCAUGUUCUUCGCGAGCUUCGCGUCUGAGCACAUCGUCGCCGGCAACAUAGUCAGAGAUCUCAUCUCUAUCUUGUUGAGUAUUUACUUCUUGCUGGUGAUCAGAAGCUACUACCUGAAGAUGGACGACCCUGCCAACAAGCCCGCGGUCUACAACACGGCUUAAGUUACCUAAUUGUAAUUAAAUAUCUAUGAUAUUGAUAAAACAAUUAAUUAUCAGACGCGUAGCAUUUAUAUUUUAAUUUAGAAAAAAAAAUAUUUUCUUUUUUUUGCAUUUUUUAUGUUUACUUAUUCAUGUGUCCAAUGUGUGUAAUGUGUCCAAUUUCAUUUUGUGACAUUUAUUUUGUUCUUUAACUACUUAAAGUGAUUAAAAAUUCUGUAGAUAUGCGCUGUUAAUUAAAUGUUUGCUAAUUAAGAAUAUGUUUAAAUGUUGUCAUACGUCGUGGUGAGUUUAAUUGCUUCGAAUCAAUCACUUGACUAGCAUCAAUGUUUGAAUCAAUCGUUUUGCCGUCUAUGCUUAUUUCUAUAAUAUUGUGCAUGACAAAAGUGUUGAUGUAAAAACAUUGUUAUUACAUUUUAGUCGUUUAAGUUUUUUCUUGUACGUUUAGUUUUAAGAUUUGAGUCCUUUUUUUAAGUUUUCAGUUGCAGUUACGUUUUUAUCAAUGCAAACAGAUACAUUUUUUAUGAAUCCUUUUGUUUUUACUUCAAAAAUUGAAACAGAUAUUGUUUAUAAUUAUUUGUUCAUAAUAAAAUAUAGAUUUAAGAUAUGUUUUAUAUGAAUAUGUUGGAAAUAAUUCUGUUUCUUUUUUUUUGUAAUUCCGUAUUUUGUUACUACAAUUUAAGUUUUGCAAAAGACACAAUAUAAUAAGUUUUAUAAACCUGUGAAUCAAAACUUUUUUACGAAGCAAUUUUAUAUGAAUGAAAAAAUAUAUCACCACCGAUUUUUAUGGAUAUUUGUGAUAAUAUAAUAUGUUUUGUAAAACCGUUUUACUGUAGGUUAUCCAAAUAAAAAGUGACAAGAACACAAUUGCUAUUAUUUUUUUACCAAAUAUUGUUGUUAUUUCUCAAAAUCGAAUACAAUAUAAUAUUAUUAUGUUAAAUGAAUACUUAUUAUUUUUCUAAGUAACAAAAUGCUAUUCAUAUUUUUGUAUAAACUAUAAAAAAUAUUAGUACCUAAACACUAAUUAGUUAUCUCAUUUUUGAUAGUAAUAGUGCCAUCAGAAUGUGUUAUUAUUUAGAAGUUAUUAUAAUUUCUCUUUAUUGUUGCAUUUACCUCAUAAGGUAUAGUUUUUCUAGCGAUCUGCGUUGGCGAGAAAGGUCGUAAGUUACAUUUGUUUGUCAUACAGUUACGACCCCUUUAACAAAACAUCUUCUUAUGAAUCGUAAAAAUCUCAUAGGCAUAGAAUAAUCAAGCAUUUCUUUAUGCAUUGAUUCUGCUUCUUACCAUCCAAAAACGUAAUUCUAACGGAGGCCUUGGAAAGAUUUGUUCGAAACAAAAUUUUUGGAAAAUAUUUUUAAUAGUGCGGCUUUACGAUCUUUGUAAUUUUAUAAAAUGUGCUUGAAUGUCUAAAAGAUAAUGUUAAUUAAGUGAUUAAUAAAUCUAUUAAAAUACUUUAAUGAA